CCCCCCUCUUUGUGAGGUCUCGUCUCCGUUAUCGAUUGAAUUCUCAAUCGCACCCGUCUCAAACCCUGAAACCGUUCGAUUUAUUCCCUAAUUAUUCCGUCCCCGAUGGCGGACGCGGCCGCGGGCGGAGGACCGUCGGAGCUGGCGGGGGAAGCCGGCGGCGGCUGUGGCAUGACGAGGAAGGAGAAGCGGAAGGCGAUGAAGAAGUUGAAGAGGAAACAGCUUAGGAAGGAGGUGGCGAUCCGGGAGCGCGAGGAGGAGGAGGCGCGGUCCAAUGAUCCAGAGGAGCAGCUGAGGAUACGGCUAAGGGAGCAGGAGGAGGCCGAGAUCGCGGAGAGGGAGAGGAAGGCGUUCGAGGAGCGGGAGAGCCUCUGGUUGGAGGCCGCCGCCGCGCGGAAGGCCGCGGAGGAGGAGGAGGAGGAGGAGGCCCGGAGGGAGAAGCUUCUUGAAGAGUCGCGAGAAAAGGAGAAUCAGCAGAAAGAGCAUGCAGAUGAGUUGGAAGAAGGUGAUGAAUGGGAGUAUGUUGAGGAAGGUCCUGCAGAAAUCAUCUGGCAAGGAAAUGAAAUCAUAGUAAAGAAAAAAAGAGUUAGAGUUGCAAAGAAAAGUGCUGAUAGACAGCCAAUGAAAGAGGAUGAUGACAGACCCACAUCAAAUCCACUUCCUCCACAGUCUGCAGCUUUUGCUUCUUACAAGAAUGAGCCAUCAAUGUCAGCACAAGAAGUACUUGAAAAAGCUGCUCUACAGAUUCCAAAUUUUGGAACUGAGCAAGAUAAAGCUCACUGUCCAUUUCACCUUAAGACCGGGGCCUGUCGUUUCGGAUCGCGUUGCAGCAGAGUUCAUUUUCAUCCUGAUAAAUCUUGCACAUUGCUUGUCAAAAACAUGUACAGUGGCCCAGGACUUGCUUGGGAGCAAGACGAGGGGCUUGAGUUCACAGAUGAAGAGGUUGAAUGUUGUUAUGAAGAAUUUUAUGAAGAUGUACAUACAGAAUUCCUGAAGUUUGGUGAACUUGUUAAUUUCAAGGUGUGCAGGAAUGGUUCUCACCAUCUACGUGGAAAUGUGUAUGUGCACUACAAGACCUUGGAUUCGGCUCUUCUCGCUUACAGUAACAUGAAUGGCCGUUAUUAUGCUGGAAAACAGAUAAUGUUUGAGUUUGUUGCUAUCACAAGAUGGAAGGUUGCCAUAUGUGGGGAAUACAUGAAAUCAGGGCUAAAGACUUGCUCACACGGAACUGCUUGCAAUUUCAUUCACUGCUUUCGCAACCCUGGAGGGGACUACGAGUGGGCUGAUUGGGAUAACCCUCCACCUAAAUACUGGAUUAGGAAGAUGUCUGCUCUAUUUGGCGAUCCAGAAUCAGCAUAUGACAAGCAAAUGGAGCUAGAAGAUCAUGAGAAGUCAAGGGAUUCAAAGAGGAAGAAAACACCAACAAAAAACAGUAGGUAUCAUUCAAGAAGAUCUAUUGACGGUGAGACAGAUGUGCGAGAUAGUGUUUCCAUCAGAGAAGAUCCAGGUAUAAAGAGAGAUCAAUACAGCAGGCACUCAAUCAGGAGAGAGCACUCUUAUAGAAGAAGAAAAGAAAUAGCUUUUCUGGAUAAGCAUGAGCAAUCUGAGGAAAACAACAAGUCUGAAGUAAGGUAUUGUUCACCCAGUCAUGAUUCAGGCGAGGACAUCCCUAAGACAAGGGAUGGGGAUUUCCUUGAAAGGCAUUGGAAAUAUGAAGAGAAGAACAGUGUUGACGAUCGUUAUAAGAGGAAACACCAAACAACAGAAGACUUGUCGAGGAAGAAAGGAAAAAGGACUUACUCCAUUGGGCGAAGCAAACCAGAGAAGCAUCAUAAAUCCAAAUCUCAUAAGAAGGAACAUGGAUCAUCUGAUUGGCAUUCGGGUGAUGAUAAUAACAAGAGGGUGCCAAGUGUUAGGCCUUCAAGUGAUAAGUCUGGUGCUGUACUUAAGAUUGAUGAAGAGCGGUAUAAUGGGGGAUAUUCUUCUGAAUGUUCUGAUGAUUUUGGUUCCACCAGAGACUCCUCCAUAUAUAGAACAAAGAAAGAGCAUCACCUGAGUGAAAAAAGAGAAUAUGAUAGAUAUAACUCACAACAUCAUAAAAGUCAUAAAUCCUAUUAUUAUAAAAGUGAUGGUGAGAAUAGUAAAAUGAGAAAACAGAGGACUGAAAGUCAGAAAGAUUCUUUUAAUGAUUCUUCUGAUGAUUGGAGAUCUACGGGUACAAAUUCUGAUCAUGAAGAUACUGAUGACCAUUUACCAAGUAAUAGCAGUCGGCCUUACAGGAAACAUGGCAGAAGUGGUAGGAAGAGAAAACAUCGCCCAGGGAGAGAUUCUUCUAAUGAUUCUGCUGAUGAUCGGAGAUCUACAGGUACAAAUUCCGAUCAUGAAGAUGCUGAUGACCAUUUACCAAGUAAUAGCAGUCGGCCUUACAGGAAACAUGGUAGAAGUGGUAGGAAGAGAAAACAUCACCCAGGGAAAGAUGAGUACAGAAAAUAUGAUGAAGAAAUUAGUAAUUCUGAUUCUGAUAGCCCAGAGUUGACUAGGAGGGCCUACAAGAAGCAUUCAAGAAGCCGCACACCCAUUCAGUGAUCAGGCAGUUUGAGGGACAGUAGUUGCUGAAGCAUUCUUGAUUUCCUGAGGCUUCAAUUAUGUACCACAUGUGCAAGAAAAUGGAAUGCUAGAAGCUUUCAACUUUGGAGAAUGCUGUAUUUGAACUUUGCUGUCGAUUCUGCUCUAAGAUGCAGCUGGCAGGGGCUGGGCUGAUUGUUUAAUUAUGAAAAAAAGUUUGGAGUUCAUUGUUUUAUGGGCUUAUAUCACAGUCCAAAGUUCAUCAUGCAGGUUUAAAUAGGCUGGGUCCAGGCCUGACCUAAGGUUGGGACUGAAACCUUCGUUCUGGCCCAUACUGGCUCAUUUUUGGACUGGUUCUGGCUCGGGCCUGAUUUAUUUGAACUAAGUUCUUAAGCCCAAGCUAGUCCUGAACUUGUUCAGUUUUCAAGUGUAGGCCUAAAUAGGGAGCCUGAGCCUGGAUUGUUUUGGCUCUGGCUGAUUGGUCAAACUAGUCCAUUUAAACGCAGUGUUCGAUCUAUCCUACCUUGGUCUAUCAUACUGAUCAGCAUUUCAUCUCAUUAUGUUGUAUCAUUAUGUUAUCUGUUGCACUAGGACCUUCUUAAUUGGAUAGUGUUGACAAAAACGAAUGAUUAUGUGCUUACUAUUGUUUGGAAAUUAACUGCUUGGUCAGUCAUUUAGAAUACUAAAGCUUGUUCCCUCAGGCAACAGUCUGGGAAGUGACCUGUUGAACAGUGGAUCAGGGUUGAGUUAUAAAGUCAACAAAUUGAUAGACUUUAUAAGCCCCUUCUUGCUGUCUGUUAAAGUUUAUAUUGAUACAUUAUUGUUCUCAUGGUUUUUCUUAA
Molecule: messenger RNA, 3407 nt
Organism: Elaeis guineensis (African oil palm)
Lineage: Eukaryota; Viridiplantae; Streptophyta; Magnoliopsida; Arecales; Arecaceae
Biological process (GO): mRNA splicing, via spliceosome
Cellular component (GO): U2AF complex
Molecular function (GO): RNA binding; metal ion binding
Source: RefSeq, a predicted model, not a curated record